Molecule: messenger RNA, 1731 nt
Organism: Trichomonas vaginalis G3
Lineage: Eukaryota; Parabasalia; Trichomonadida; Trichomonadidae
Product: cytosolic carboxypeptidase family
Exons: 1
Coding region: 1-1731 (576 amino acids)
Biological process (GO): protein side chain deglutamylation; proteolysis
Molecular function (GO): zinc ion binding; metallocarboxypeptidase activity
Source: RefSeq, a predicted model, not a curated record
AUGAGCAGCGAUAGCAGUGAUGAGGAUGACUCGCCACCAGAGAUUAUCCCAUCGACAAACAGAGGCUCAAUUCAUAUAUCUCAUCCAGGUGUACCUCCUCCCGAGCAUUAUUCUUUUGCAACUCAAGCAAAACGUCCAAAAUGGCCAGAUGAUCUUUGGAACUCGGGAGUUUUAAUAUACGAUCUUAAAAAUGGAACGAGAAACCAGCCUACUGGGACAAAUCCUAACGAUAAAACACUUAUUUUUGACUCAUUCUUCGAAAGCGGAAAUUUAUCACAAGUUUACUUACUUUCUCCAGAUGUUUAUCAUUGUAUUCUCGAAUACGAUAAGAACAAGUCAGGGUCAUGUCAAUGGUUCUAUUUCAAAAUGCAAAACAUUAGGGCAGAUACAAAAUAUACGUUUUUUAUUUCAGGAUUUCAUAAAAAUACAGGUCUUUUUUCAACAGGUGCAAAGAUUUUCUGGUACAGUGAGAAACAGUACCAAAAACAAGGUUACUCCUGGUGCAGAGGCGGCACAAAUUACGCAUAUGGCUUAUCAAAGCAUAAAAAGAAAGAUAAAAGAUCUACAUUGCAAUUCCAAAUCAAAUUCCCAUACGAUAACGACACAGUUUACUUCUGCUACGCUCUUCCUUAUACAUAUACCGAUUUAUUGAAUUACAUUAACAACUGGCAGAAGGUUUCUCCCUUCGGAUCCUUAACUACUGGAACAUUAGGGAAAACUUUGGGUGGCCGAGAUUGCCCAUAUAUCCAGAUAACCUCACCCCAAUCAAAUAUCCCUAUGGAAGCCCGUCCAUGCCUAUUCUUUACCGGCCGUAUACAUCCUGGCGAGUCGAACGGCAGCGUUGUCCUACACGGUCUUAUUGAUUACCUCGUAUCAAACGCUCCUGGAGCCCAAUAUCUCAGGGACAACUUCGUAAUAAGGAUUGUCCCCAUGGUUAACAUCGAUGGCGUCGUAGAAGGCUUUUACAGAAUUUCACUCGGUGGCCAAGAUUUAAACAGGGUCUGGAUAAAUCCGGACCCUGCAAUACAACCAAUUGUGUGUAAGAUCAAGGAUUUCAUCUUCCAGAGUGCCAAAGAACGUACAAUUGCUGCGUAUAUUGACUUCCACGGUCACUCCCGCCUCCAUGGUACAUUUGCUUAUGGCUGUCCUAAUGAUGAUAAUCCAAAUUUGAGAGACAAAGAGAAACUGUUCCCAAGGAUGCUAGCAUUCCUCUGCGAUACGUUUUCAUGGUCGAACUGCGUCUUUUCAAUACCUCCAGGAAGAAAAGCAGCCUCAAGAAUCGUUGUUCGAACACAAGCUGACGUUGUUCAGAGUUUCACUAUAGAAACAAGUUUCGGCGGUAUGCAGAGUGGUCCACGUGCUGGAAUUCUUUACGAUGAAGUUUUGUGGAAAGAAAUCGGAGCAAAAUGCGGAGAAACUUUGUUCCAUAUGUUUCUUGGCUCCGAUUCUCCUGUCACAUCUUAUGUAAAACAGGAGUUAUAUUUCCUUUCGCCAAAUGGAGACGAUGAAGACGAUUCAAGUUCUGAUGAUGAAAAAAUUGUUGAAUGCGACUACCAAGUAACCCCAACAUUAGCUAAUGAACAAGUUCCACCAAGAAUGAAGCCAGGAACUCCAAUGCUUAAGCUUUCAGCUCCAACAAAUUUCUUCAAUAUCUCAUCAAAAAUGAUAACAACUACUCCUCCCCAAGUUUGCGCUCCUAAGUGGUCGCAACUACAAUUUACAGAACAAUAA